GACCCGCCCCUUGCGUCACAACACGCGGCCCCGCCCUCGCGGCGCCUCCCUGGCAGCCGGCAGGGAGCCGUAGUCUGCGCGGGCGCCGAUCUGGGCACGGGCAGGAAGCCGUGGUGAGCGGGCUGGAGGACUGGUGCUUGGAAAUGAGGGCAUCCAUGGGAGAUGCACACCUGGUGGGACCGCUGACCCGUCGAUGAGGCGGGCCCCCUGGCUGGGCCUGCGCCCCUGGCUGGGCAUGCGCCUGUCAGUGCGUAAGGCGCUGCUGGCCACCGGCUGUGCGCUGGCCCUGGUGCUCGCAGUGCAGCUCGGGCAGCAAGUGCUGGAGUGCCGGGCAGUGCUCGGGGGCGUGCGGAACCAACGGAGGAUGCUGCCAGAGCAGGAGGAGCUGGUGAUGCUGGGUACCGACCACGUGGAGUACCGCUACGGCAAGGCCAUGCCGCUGAUCUUCGUGGGCGGCGUGCCACGCAGCGGCACCACCCUCAUGCGUGCCAUGCUGGAUGCUCACCCUGAGGUGCGCUGUGGGGAGGAGACACGCAUCAUCCCUCGAGUGCUGGCCAUGCGGCAGGCCUGGUCCAAAUCCGGCCGGGAGAAGCUGCGGCUGGACGAGGCGGGCGUGACGGAUGAGGUGCUGGAUGCCGCCAUGCAGGCCUUCAUCCUGGAGGUGAUCGCCAAGCACGGCGAGCCGGCGCGCGUGCUGUGUAACAAAGACCCCUUCACGCUCAAGUCCUCCGUCUACCUGGCGCGCCUCUUCCCCAACUCCAAGUUCCUGCUGAUGGUGCGGGACGGCCGGGCCUCUGUGCACUCCAUGAUCACUCGCAAGGUAACCAUCGCAGGCUUCGACCUCAGCAGCUACCGAGACUGCCUCACCAAGUGGAACAAGGCCAUCGAGGUGAUGUACACACAGUGCAUGGAGGUGGGCAGGGACAAGUGCCUGCCUGUGUACUAUGAGCAGUUGGUGCUGCACCCGCAGCGGUCCCUCAGACGCAUCCUGGACUUCCUGGGCAUCGCCUGGAGCGACACCGUCCUGCACCAUGAGGACCUCAUUGGCAAGCCGGGGGGCGUCUCCUUGUCCAAGAUCGAGCGGUCCACAGACCAGGUCAUCAAACCCGUGAACCUGGAAGCCCUCUCCAAGUGGACUGGCCACAUCCCUGGGGAUGUGGUGAGGGACAUGGCCCAGAUCGCUCCCAUGCUGGCUCGGCUCGGCUAUGACCCGUAUGCAAACCCGCCCAACUAUGGAAACCCUGACCCGAUUGUCAUCAACAACACACACCGGGUCUUGAAAGGAGACUAUAAAACGCCAGCCAAUCUGAAAGGAUAUUUUCAGGUGAACCAGAACAGCACCUCCGCACACCUGGGAAGUUCGUGAUUUCCAGCGUCGCCCCUGCUGACACACUUCCCCUCUCUCAGUCUCUGCACUCUGCCUCGGAGGCCAGAGUCCUCGUCCUGCACCUGGAAGUCGGCUGACCUGAGCACAUUGCUCUCUGCCGUGCUGUGGCCUGAAGAGACGGAGCGUCUGUUUGUCUCAGCGAACACAGCCUCGGAGCCUCUGCUUCAGGGUGGACAUGGAGGAAGAGAGGCUGCUUCAGCUUCAGGAACUUGGGAAUUUUCUAUUUUUUUCUCCUUGAGAACUUUUUUUUUUAAAAAAAGAAUUGAAUUUGCUAUCUUCCCUAAUGGACAGGCUCCUUUGCUGGCCUCGUUUCCAGGAGCAAGACCUGUGACCCGUGCCUCUCCUUCACUUGACUUUGACCUUAAAGAAUCUAUUUAAGAGUUUAAUAUAUGGGCUUUCCUCCAUUCUUCAGUCCUACUCAGUUUCACAGAGAAAAGAAAUUAAUUAUUUGAAUAAAGGAAGCAGGCUGCUGUCUGUGCCUUACUUCAUACGGAG
Messenger RNA from Acomys russatus (golden spiny mouse), 1882 nucleotides. RefSeq names its product tyrosylprotein sulfotransferase 2 (gene Tpst2). The record is from RefSeq and is a predicted model, not a curated record. Gene Ontology annotation, molecular function: protein-tyrosine sulfotransferase activity. The transcript is spliced from 7 exons. Bases 194 to 1366 code for a protein of 390 amino acids. Gene Ontology annotation, biological process: peptidyl-tyrosine sulfation. Gene Ontology annotation, cellular component: Golgi apparatus. Lineage: Eukaryota; Metazoa; Chordata; Mammalia; Rodentia; Muridae.